UCAUAUUAAAAAUGUAUAUUAAAGUAUAAAAUACAAAUUUAUGGUUUAAACAAUGUUUACAAAUUUAAAUUUAUUGGAAGGCUAUUGAGAUUCAAAAUUAUUUCUUUAAAUAUUUCACAAAUAUAAAAUAUUACAUUUUUUUUGUAUUUAAUUAAACCAAUUUUUUCAAAAUUUUUAAUGUAAACAAUUGGAAGACACUUACUUGUCAACAAGAAGUAAAUAAAGAUAAGUGUACUCAUGUUUUUAUUAUUAUUUCUCUUGAAAACUAUUUUGAAUAUUAAAAAUAUAAUGGUUUACAUAUAAAAACAUUACUUAUACCUAGGUACCCAAAAACUUAAUACAAUACGAUUGAUCACAAUAUGGACGGAAUUGUUAGUAAAAUCAUAAUUAUAAAAAUACAAAUAUAUUUAAUAUCAUUAAAAGUAAACAUAAUUUUGAAAUUAUGAUGGACAAUAAGUUUUUUUUCAACAUGGUAAACAAUGUAUUGUUAGUAGUAAAAUUUAAUAUUAAGCAUAAAAAUAUAUUUUCUAUAAAAGAAAAUGUGUUAAAUAAUAAGUAAAGAAAUAAAAAAUGUAAUACUGAAUACUUACAUAAAAAUAAAGAUCAUUUAAUUUCAUACAAACUAUAUUAAGCUGUGCCGUACCAAAAUCACCAAGUGAGUAAAAUAAAUGUGUUUAUCUACAUUCUACAAUAAUAUUAGUGGACAAUUUCAGUUUGAAAUGCUAAAUUUACAUAGAUAAAUAAUGUAUUGAAUUUAUUUAAUAGCUACGUAAUCAUUAUAAGUAUAUAUCUAUGUAUACAAUUGUAUUUUUGAUGGAGAUGUUGGAAAAUUAUAAAAAAAAUGUAAAAACUGUAAAUGGAAAUUUCUAAAAAUAAGUGAAAAAAUGCAAAUUAGUAAAAUUUUAACUCCUAAAGUAUUGAAAACACUGAGUUUUAGGAAUUUAAAGAAAGCUGAAAAUGAAUAUUAAAAAUAAAAUCUAGUGAAACUUAGAUGGCUCAGAAUGUACAAUAGGUAUAUAUUAUAAUAUACCUAUACUCUGUCUCUAACUACAAUAUACUGGCUGCCAACCAGUUUUUAAUAGUUUCCGCACAUGUGCUAUAACUGGUCUGCUAGUGGCGACAUAGUGGGGGGAAUAUUGAGCCAAGAAUUUCCGCAGCCGUCAGUCGCAAUGCAAAAACUCGGUGUAUUCUAGUUUGAGACAGAGUAUAUUGUAAUAAUUUAUCUUUUAAACUGCACAUUUUAAAAAAAUUGCAGUCCAAAUUUAUGUUAAGAAUUGUGUAAAUAAACAUUCUGAUUAAUUUAUAAUUAUCUAAGACAAUAAAAAUGUUUAAAUCAACAUUAAGCAUAUGACACUUGUUCUAAUUGUUCAUCUUUAUAAUUAUCAUGAUUGACAAAGUCUCGAUGUAAUGAACAGAAUCGUUCCCCAUACCGAACAAUAGCAACAAUAAUGAAUAUUACAAACAUGGCCAAUAAAAGUAUUAACGGUGAGUAUAUAUGAAACAUGGUUUUUUAUAUGUCACUUUCCUUCUUAUGUAGCUCAACAAAUUCUUGAGGUACACCAGAGUCAUAUACAGGUUUCACUUUAGAAUAGUUUGUCUCUAGCUCUCUGAGAUCUAGUGGAGCUUGUUUCGCAGGUGUUUUUAUCCAAAUAGGAAGUAUAUAACGAUUUCCUGUCAUUCAACAAAAAUAUGAAUUUAAAAACUAAAAAAUUAAUAAUGAUAUUAUUAUAUUGCUUGCCAGUUUCGCUAUUUCUCCAGUAAUGUCUAUGCUUAGAAAAACAACAGAAGAAUAAGUUCAAUACAAGAAGUACAAUAGCAAGUACAGUGCACACAGCUAAUGUUACAUAGAACGAUCGAUAGUCGCUAGGUUCAUGUUGGUCAUACAACGGAUUUCUCAUAUAUUCAGUCUUGUCAUCUAGAACCACUGACAUUCUACAUACAAAACAAAAAUGAAUAAAAAAAAAAAAAAACCAUAAGGCUAAAAAAUAUUUAAAAUAGUUUUACCUGAUAAAUCGAGAUCAACGAAUUCGGUCCACAUUAGAAUUAUUCUGGCUGUACUCUUGUGCAGUGGCAACGCACAAACCACUACAAAAAAAAAUAUAGAUAAAUGAAACUCAAAACAAAGCAAAUAAACAAACUUCGUUUGUAGUCUCCUCCAAUAAAGGCGCCCAACCCAGGACAGGAAUUUUGCUAUCAGUUCUUAGACCGUAAUCUGUAUUAUUGGUUGUUUACGUUGAUUAAAAUCUAUUACUCCAUGAAAUUGAAUAAAUAAUAUGACAUGAUAGUGAAGAUUCUAAUCAUAACAGGUAGCGAUUGAAUAGCUUAAAUCGUGGUUAGGUCGGUUUUGUAGUUUAAUAAUUCAUAAAUAUCAUAAUGUCCCCACUAUAAAUAUUUUAACUUUGUAAAUAUUCUGAAUAUAUUUAAUAUUUAUAAAUAUUAUAUUAAAACGUUAAUAUUUUUAGUGUUUUUACUAUAUUAUUUUGUGAAAUUCUAAAUUCUUAGUAAUGAGUAUUUUGUAUGGCGAUAAAGAUGGUUACUUUCUAUCUCAUAAACUGUUUAUUUCGAAGUUAUAUAAUUCCAUUUUAGAUAAAACCGAAAGUACAGUGAAUUUUUAUGAACAUUUCUUUCAUGUUGAUAAUCCAUUUGUUAGAGACAAACAACAAAUUCAGACUGAUGCUGAGAGUGGUCAAAAUUUAAAACGCAAAAGAAAGCGACCGAAAUUCCAGGUUAUUUUCAUUUUUAAAAUUGUGCAUAUUAUUUGGAAAAUAAUUUUGUAUCAUUGUAUUGAGAUUAAUUUAUACUUACUUAUAUAUAUAUAUUUAAUAUCAAUUCAAAAGAAAAAAUAUGUUAUUAAAAUAAAAUUUGAUUUUAAGGUGUAAAUCUAAUUUACGACCAUAGCUCGUUUUUCGAAAUGUGUGUUUUUUUUUGUAUAUUAAGAAUCUAAAAAGUCAGACGAACUUCAUUAAAAAGUUACAAGGGGAAACGUCAUAAAGUUUGGAUUUUCUGUUUUGCGUAUUUCUUAGGAAGAAGUAAACAUUUAAACAUUUUUUUGUUUCAAAAUAUGUGAUUUUAAUGCUUAAUCCAUUACUAUAAAUUUAAAAAUAACUUGCCCAUCAUAAUUAAUUGUAUAGUUAUUCUUGUUGGUCAAUCUGGCUUAGAUUCUGAGUUACAAACAUUCAAAUAUGCCAUGUUUCACUGCGCCCACUUAGACAAUUUUAAUCAAAAAUAACCCUCGAUUUAUUGUUCAAAACCAUGUUGGGUAGGUUAAAUGUAACAGUGUAAAGUGAAAAACCAUUUUGGGUGCACCUAGAGACCUAGGAGGAUCACUUGAGUUUGAACAUUUGUAACUCUACAUCUAAGCCAGAUAGAUUAAUUCUGACUUAAAUAAAAAAAAUUUUUCAUCAAAAUAUCAAUAAAUACAAAUCAUAAUAAUAAUAAAAACAAUGUCUAUUUUUGACUACAUUUUAGAAUAAUUCCAAAAAUGUUAUUUUUAAAGUUUUAUGUAGAACAACUAUAAAAGUAAGCAUGAUAGGUAAGUUCUGAUUAUACCAAUAGAUUAGGUUUUAAAAAUUACACAGUUUAGGGGGAAAAAAAAUUUGAAAAUGUUAAAUUUUCACUAAGAUAUAUGAAAAAAAGAAAAUGUGAACUUCAUGACAUUUUAUACCAUAACUUCCAAAUGAAAUGUUCUUUAUGUACAGAUGUAUAGGCAAAAACUUAUUUAAAAAAAAAAUGAACUUGGGUCGUAAACUAGAGAUUUUUUCCCUUUUUUUUUAGGAAGAUGAACUCAGUCAAAAAAUCAAAACUUUUAUAUCCAAUUUAAAAAAACACAAUGACAUAUUAUUAUUUUCCAUACCAAUAAAUAUUUGUAAUAAUAAUAAUUAUUGUGCUAGACGUGCUUCUAUAAAGUUUUAUGAAAACACUAGCACGUUGAAAACUUUUUAUGGGAAAAACCAAAAUUCAAACUUGCACAUAGCCAAUGGUUAUGUAUUUCCUCCAAAUUGUCAGUUUUAUUGUGAUAACGUGAUAAAUAUGAAAAAACUUGGAAGCGAAAAAUAUGAUUUAAUUUUAUUGGAUCCACCAUGGACUAAUACUUAUAUUAAAAGAAAAAAGAAAAUUAAACAAGAUGAAGGGUACUAAUGUAAUUUCAGAAAAGUGUUUUAUAAAGUCAUAAUCUUUCAUUUUAUAUUUUCUUAGGUAUACAAUGAUGGAUGAUAGUGAUUUGGCCCAAUUGCCAAUUAGCGAGUACCUUAAUACAAACGGAUUACUUUGUGUAUGGUGCACAAAUUCUCAAAAUCAUUUAGACUCAUUAAAGUCUAUAGUGUUUUCAACGUGGAAGGUCAAAUAUGUGGCCUGUUGGUAUUGGAUAAAGGUUCAUAUUAUGUUUUAAUUAAUUAUUCAAAACUAAAAAUUUAUUCAUUUAUUUCAAUGUUACAAAAUAAAACUUUUACUAAUGAAUAAAUAAACUAGAAAAAAAAAUGAAUAUGUUUACUAAUAUUUAUUUUAGGUAACUAAUUGUGGUGAAUUUGUUUGUAAUUUUACUGCACCAACUGGGAAACAGCCUUAUGAACGUAUAAUAUUUGGAAGAAAAAUUGACUGUGAUACAAAAUUAAAAAAUCCUGAAGAAAACAAAUUAAUUGUAAGCGUUCCGAGUUCAGUACAUUCACACAAACCCCCAUUAACUGGUAAAUAAUAUUUUAUUGUCUUAAUAUAUUUUAUUCUCUUCUUUUCUUCGCCUUCAUCCCAACUUUUUGGGGUCGACCAUCCACAUAUUCUCAAUCACAUCUUUUUUGGUGUUUCUCUCCCCCUCUUUCCUACUCCAUCUAUUGUCAUUACAAUUCUUACUCCAUCUGAUUUGUCUCUCAUGAUAUGCUCAAACCAUCCCAAUCUAUUGUCUCUCAUUUUGUCCACUAUUGAAACCACACCUAAGGUACCUCUCUUAUGUAUGCAUUCCUUAUCCUAUCUUCUGAUGUUACUCCACUUAUCUACCUAAGCAUUCUCAUUUCUGUUUCACUGAUUCUGUUCUAUUUUUCUGUCUACCGCCCAACACUCGUGACUCAUACAACAUAGCUGGUAUCACCACUCUUGUAAAACUUACCUUUAAGUUUCAUUGAAAUCUAGUCAUAUAAAACAUCUGAUGCUUCUCUCCACUUAAUCCUAUGUUUUACAUCUUCAUCAAAGCCCAUCAUUCUUUUGAACAAAAGAUCCUAUGGACUUAAAGCUCUUCAUUUAUUGUCCUUGGGUUUCUUGAUUGAUAUGUCACUUCUAAUUUUCUUCUCUAUAAUUUUUUUCAAUGUCUUCAUACUAUGACUUAUCAAUUUUAUUCCUCUAAUAAAUGUCCACACCAGUAUUUCUCAACCUUUGUAUUUGGAAACACACUAUUAAAAUAUUUCAUACUUUGUGACACAAUAAUAAAAAUAAGAAUAAUAGAUAAUAUUUAUAAUUAAUUGAUAAUGUAAACUUAAAAAAUAACAAAGAAAAAUAUAACAUAAAGCAGCAUUUUAAUGAGAAAUUUGUGACUGAUAUUUCUUACAUAAUGUAUCAAUACGUGGUGAAAUCUUCGACAAGGCGACUCUUAACUCCUCUUCGACAUUAAUUAAUUUUUCCCUUUUUUUGUUUUUAAUUUCGUUCAAUGCAGAAAAAGCUACCUCACACAAAUAUGAUUUUAAAAAUGGUAAUAACACUGAAAAAGCUAUUUUGUCAAACUCUGAUAUUCUUUUUUUAUGUAAAUCCAAAAUUUGCCUAGCUCGAGCUCAUUAAACUUCAUAGGAAGAGUGCGAUCGUUUUUUAAUUUUGUGAGUUCCUCUUCCUCUUUUAAUGAGAGAUGUGUGGUUUCUAAACUAGGAUUAAAUGGAUUCCUCACCCAAUCGAGCAAUUUCAAAUCCAGCGAUGAAAAGUAAUGAUUAAGUUUUUGGUCCAAUGUUAUUGAGUCAUUGAUAAUUAUUAUUUUGUCUGUAAAUUUAGUUUUAGCAGUUAAAGGAAACAUAUCCAAAUUAUUAUCAUUUAUCCUUCUUUUCCAAAUCAAUAAUUUGCCUUUAAAUACAGCCAUUUGUCUGUAGAUAUUAAUACAUUUAGAUUUUCACCUUGCAUGCUCAAAUUUAACUGAUUUAAGUGUUCAAAAAUAUUAACUAUAUUUGCUAGUUUUCAACACCAAAAUUCAUCGCAUAAAUAAUCGGAAUAUUCCAUUUGUUCCAUUGUAAAAUAUACUAAUAGUUCUUCUCUAAGUUUAUAAAAACGUGAUAAAACUUGCCCUUUUGAUAAUCAACGAACAUUUGUAUGAAUAAUCAAAGUAUAGUGGUCAGAUUCCAUUGAUUUGCAUAACUGAGAAAAUAAUUAAAUUUUUUGAGGCCCACUUUUAAUAAAAUUCACCAUUUUUACGACUUGAUCAAGUAUAAUCUUUAAUUCAUUAACAAUACUUUUUGCAACUAAUGCCUCUUUGUGUAAAAAAGAGUGUGUUGUGUUUAUAUUUGGAUUUUGAUUUUUGGCAAUUGUAAUAAAUUCUUUAAUAGAGCCUAACAUUGAAGGCGCUCCACCUGUACAAAUACUUACACAAUAAGUCCACGAUAUACCUUAAUUUAUAAAAUAUUUAUUUAUGAUAUCAAAAACAUCUCGACCAGAGAUUAUUAUUUAUAUAUAUAAAUUUUUAAUAUUUAUUAUUUAUUAUUUAUAAUCAAUUAUUAAAUUAUUUUAUACUUAUGCUAUUUUUUUAUUUAUUUAUUUAGAAAUAUUAAAUCCUUACCUGCCUCCAUUGCCUAAAUGUUUAGAACUGUUUGCAAGAUAUUUAUUACCAAAUUGGACUAGUUAUGGACUUGAAGCUUUGAAGUUUCAACAUCAGUUUUUGUAUGAAAAUUUGGUUUUAGAAGAUUGUUUAUACAACCCAAAAUAAAAUCUGUUUAAAUUUUGUAUGAAAUAUCUAUUAUAAGUAUAUUAGUAAUAAUUCAGUUUUAGUGUAUAAGAAGUUGUUAUAUAAUUAUGAGAAAUUAACUUGCUAUAUUUAUUUUUCCUUUGAUAUGUAAUUAUAUUUCAAUUUUACACACUAAAUAAAUGUGUAAUUACAACUAGCCAUUUACGUCUAUGUGUACUGUACCGUUAAGUAUUGUCUUUUGAAUAAUAAGGUAGGUUAUGAAUGCUCAUUUAAAACUCUAGAUUCUAUUUCAAAGCAAGGAUUGAGAUUUUGCCAAAAAAUUAAUUAUUGAUGAAAGUGUACAAAAACAAAAUAAAAAAUUUUGAAAUAUUCUUUUCCAAUUAACAUACCUUAAACAAAUAUUACGAUAUGAUUAUUCUAAAAUGGAUUACAUGUUUAUUUAGUAUACAAAUUUAAAAAAUUACGCCCUUUAUUUUCAAAAAAAUGUAUGUAUUUUUUUUAUUAUUUUAUUGAAGAAAUUAUACAAUUAAGGUUAUAUUUUUAUUUAAUAGUUUUAUCACAAAUUUUUGUAUCAGUCUGUCAAAUAAAUUGUUACAAUUGAGACAAUGGUUAUCUAUAAUUAGUUGUAGUGUGUGGUUAAGACGCCACAUAGUGUUUACUAUAAAUUUACAGAAAUAAACAACCAAGAGAACCUUAGAUUUCCUAAUAUGUGUCGCCAGUGUACCAAUUAGACUAGAGCAGAUUAAACUUGUAGAAAUAUAUUUUUUCCAAUAAGUGUUAUGGAAAUUAUGAAAUUUCUAAAGUGAGUUUUGCUUAUUAUAAAACAUUAAAUUCAAAUAUAUUUCAAUGUAUAUGACAUACAUAAGUGAUAUUAUGAUAAUACCAUACAUAAUUUGUUUAAAAAUCUGGAUGACGUGAUUCAUUUUUCUAUUAUAACAAGGUUAUACAAAUUAACCUUCGAAAUAACAUUUUAAUUUACACGUAUACAGUCUUUUAUUGAUCAAAUGUGUAUAGAUUAUAGUUAUUAUCUAUAACCAUUAUCAAUUAUUGUGAUUUCUUCUUGACUGUUCUCAACGGUGUAAUUAUUAAUGGCAAUAAAUACACAGCUAGUAAUGCUAAUAUGUGCAAAUAGAACUUGAUGUGCCUGUAAAAAGUAAAUUAAAUAG
Molecule: messenger RNA, 8028 nt
Organism: Cinara cedri
Lineage: Eukaryota; Metazoa; Arthropoda; Insecta; Hemiptera; Aphididae
Source: the annotation of a GenBank genome assembly